UUGUUUUUCUGACAUCGUCCGGAAAUAAAUUGCUCGGAAAAAGUGCAUAUAUUGUGUUCUUUGAUUCGGUUGAAACUGUUGAUAAAAUUUUGGAACCAAAUAUCUUGGAAGCUAUAAAAAAUGAAAAUCGGCUGGACCAAAAGGACCAUUUAGCUUUAAAGAUGAAAGAUGUAUUUUUAUUCAAAUAUCAGCUUACGUACUAUACAAAACCGCUAAUUAUCAUAACUCUCAUGGUGUUGAAACAGUGGGGAAACAGCACAAUCAAACUCCUGACACUUUGUCGGCGUGUAGAAGAAAUAAAUUUAUUGAUGUUUUACAAAACUAGAAUCAACAGUGAUGGUGUGUCUAUUGUGGAUGUUAAUAUUGUUCAAACUAGAAAUCGAUUUCGGUUUUAUUGUAUAUUGUUGACUAUAGAACAUUUAGAUUUUUUGGGCCACAAACUUUAUUCUAUUAAUUAAUUAUCGCGUUUGAUUCAUUUGAUAAUGUGCGAUAUUUCCAACAAUUGUUUAUGUAAACUUCCAAAUUUGCUGAAAAUGGUCAAUUUAACAGAUUUAAA
Molecule: messenger RNA, 556 nt
Organism: Ascoidea rubescens DSM 1968
Lineage: Eukaryota; Fungi; Ascomycota; Saccharomycetes; Ascoideales; Ascoideaceae
Exons: 1
Coding region: 162-458 (98 amino acids)
Source: RefSeq, a predicted model, not a curated record